UCAGUCUGAAAAAGUCUGGAUAAAGUCUGGAUUAAUCUGGAUGAAGUCUGUAAAACUCUGGAAAGCUUUGGAUAAGUCUGCAUAAUGUCUGGAAAAGUCUGGAAACGUCUGGAAAAGGCCUGGAAACUUCUUGAAAGGGUCGGAAAAAUUCUGGAAAAGGUUCCAAAAGAUCUGGGGAUCAUUUUCCAGAAUCCGGAUCAGUUUGUACAAGUCUGGAUAAAUCUGGAUUAAAUCUUUAAAACUCUGGAAAGCUCUGAAUAAGUCUGGAUAAUGUCUGCAAAAGUCUGGAAAUCUCUGGGGC
Molecule: messenger RNA, 301 nt
Organism: Ceutorhynchus assimilis (cabbage seed weevil)
Lineage: Eukaryota; Metazoa; Arthropoda; Insecta; Coleoptera; Curculionidae
Source: the annotation of a GenBank genome assembly